AUGGCGUCGGGGUUUCUGCUGAUUCUGGGGCUGGUUUUAGGCCCAAACCUGGUCUCCAGUUGCUCAGACCAGGAGUUCUCCUGCCCUACGGGGCUCUGCGUGGCCCGGGACCGCCUGUGCGACUUUACGGACGACUGCGGAGACGGAAGCGACGAGAAAAACUGCUCUGCGUACACUCGGUGUGAUUUCGAGGAUGGUUUCUGUGACCUGAUCCAGACCUCGGAGCCCCCCUCCGGAUGGACCCGGACCACCCAGGCUGCGGGCCUUCAGCAGGACCACAGGAACGCCUCAGCUCAUUUCCUGUCCCUGUCGGAUGUGGGAACUGCAGAGCUGAGCAGCCCCCCCCCUCCGGCCCACCCACAGCUGCCAGAUGAGGUUCUACCACUACGUGGGGACCCCGCGGGGGGGUCUGGUGAGGACCCGUCCCCCCCCCCGCCGGCCUGUCCCCCGUCCUGGUUUUCCUGUGGUGGAGGGAGAUGCAUCGAGGAGAGAAAAGUCUGUGACUUCACCCCACACUGUCCCCACGGAGAGGACGAGCUGAGCUGCCCCUCUGGCUGUGACUUUGAGCGGGGCUCCUGCGGCUGGUACGAGUUCACCCACGGCGACGGCUUCGACUGGGUGAGGGGAACGUCUGCAGAGAUCCCCCCGGACUAUUUCCACCACCCGCCGCUGCCGGACCACUCCACCAACAGCACCCAGGGUCACUUCAUGUUUAUCCUGAAGAACAGCAGCAGCCUGUACCCCAAAGCGGUUCUCCGGGGACCCUGGUUCCAGCAGGCGGCCUCCGGCUGCACCAUGACCUUCUGGCACUACAACUCGGGCAUCUCGGUGGGGGCGGCGGACAUGUACCUCCGGAUCGACGGGGUGAGGAACAGCACGGUGAUCUGGACCUCGCUGUACGACCAGGGCCGGCGCUGGAACCGGGUCCGGGUCCAGUUGGGCCGCAUCACCCGGCCCUUCCAGAUCGCGCUGGCCAAAAUCAGCCUGGGCGUGUUCGACGGCGUCUCCGCCCUGGACGACGUGGCCUUCGAGGGCUGCUCGUUGCCCCCGGCGACGGAGGCCUGCCCCGUGCUCACGCACUUCCACUGCGCGCGCAGCCGGGCCUGCGUGGAGCGCCUGAGGGUCUGCGACCUGGUGGACGACUGCGGGGACGGGUCGGACGAGGAGGGGUGCUCUCCGGACCUGCAGUGCGACUUUGAGUCGGGUUUCUGCGGGUGGAUGCAGGAGGUGGGCGGGGCCGACGCCUUCGACUGGACCCUGACCUCGGGGCCCACGCCCACCCUGAACACGGGCCCCUGGAAGGACCACACGCUGGGCACCCGGCACGGCCACUACCUGUUCGUGGAGUCCUCCCUGCCCCAGGAGUUCCGGGACACGGCCCUGCUCCUGAGCCCCGUGACCCCGCCCCCCCCAAUGGCCCCCCGCCGCCGAUGCGUUUUCCGCUUCCACUACUGCAUGUCCGGGCCCCACGUCUUCAGCCUGGCCGUGUACCUGAGGACCACGGCGGCGGGCCGGGGGUCCAUGAUCUGGGCCGGGUACGGGGACCAGGGGAACCUCUGGCACAGGAAGACCCUCUACCUACACAGCGCUCGGCCCUUUCAGAUUUUGAUUGAGGGGACGGUUGGAGAUGAUUUCCUGGGAGACAUUGCCAUUGAUGACCUUUCCUUCCUGGACUGUGAAAGACUAGAUGGGGAGCUUCCAUCUCUGAUCGCCCCCGCAGUGACCACCCCGGCCCCCACAGUGGUGCCCAGCAGCUGCCCCCAGGGGCAGUUUGUGUGUGCGACCCCCGGGGAGUGCGUCCCCCUCAGCCAGGUGUGCGACUUCAGGCGCGACUGCUCCGAUGGGCUGGACGAAAGCAGCUGCGUGAAGGAGCGCUGCGAUUUCGAAGGUGGCGACACUUGUGGUUGGACGGUCGUCCAGCCCCUUUCAGCCUCCGGCCAGGCCUUUCGCUGGGCGGCCGACCAGGGGGAGAGCAUCCACAACGGGGAGCAGGACUUCCGUCCCGCCAACGAUCACACCCUCAACAGCCCUGAGGGGUGGUACCUGUUCGCCGACAGUUCAAACGGCCACUACGGUCAGCCCAGCGACCUGCAGACGCCCCUCAUCUCCUCCACCGGCCCGCUGUGCACCCUGGUCUUCUGGUACCACAUGAACGGGUUCACCGUGGGAACCCUUCAGGUGCUGCUGAGGCGGGGAAACGCCACCCACCUGGUGUGGUCGCAGACUGGUAACCAAGGCAACAAAUGGAGACAAGGAAAGGUGUUUUUGGGGUUAUCGCUCAACAUCCAGGUGGUGUUCCGGGCUAAACGGGGCAUCAGCUACAUGGGCGAUGUGGUGAUGGAUGAUGUCAGCUUCCUGGAUUGCGCCCCUCCCCCUCCUCCCCCCCCUCCCCCAUCAGGGAGGGUGUGCACACCUGAGCAGUUCGCCUGCACCAACGGCCACUGCGUCCCCCAGGAGCACCUGUGUGACUUCACCAAUCACUGCGGGGACGGGUCGGACGAGGACCCCUACAUCUGCAAGGGAUUCGGCGCGCGCUGUGAUUUCGAGUUCGACCUCUGCUCCUGGCGGCAGUCCCCGGAGGACGACUUCAACUGGCUGAUCAAAGCCGGCAGCACUCCCACGUUCGGGACGGGGCCGUCCACCGACCACACGCUGAGGGACCCCUCGGGACACUACCUGUACCUGGAGAGCUCCUUUCCCCAGAAGGCCGGCGACGCCGCCCGGGUGGUCGGACCCUUACUGAGCAGCAGGAGCUCGCAGUGCACGAUGCGUUUCUAUCUCCACAUGUCUGGGGACGGUAUCGGGACCCUGAGCGUUUUCACCCAAACCAAAGGCGGGCUCCACCUCCGGCUGAACCUGACCGGAGAUCAGGGAAACUUCUGGCAGAUGAAGGAGCUCCCGCUCAGCAGCCCCGAGGACUUCCGGGUGCUGCUGGAGGGCCGGGUGGGCCGAACCGAGAAGGGCGACAUCUGCCUGGACGACAUCAGCUUCUCCCCCGGGUGCCUUCUGGCCCCUUUAGCCACCAACACAGACACCAGCCUCUCUCCUACUGCAGGUUUUCUCUCUCGAGACUUAUUGGGUACAUCAUAA
This is a messenger RNA of Menidia menidia (Atlantic silverside), 3090 nucleotides long. The record is from the annotation of a GenBank genome assembly. NCBI's taxonomy places the organism in Eukaryota, Metazoa, Chordata, Actinopteri, Atheriniformes, Atherinopsidae.